Eimeria necatrix is the source of this 1569-nucleotide messenger RNA. RefSeq lists its product as hypothetical. Lineage: Eukaryota; Apicomplexa; Conoidasida; Eucoccidiorida; Eimeriidae. Bases 1 to 1569 code for a protein of 522 amino acids. The transcript is spliced from 3 exons. The record is from RefSeq and is a predicted model, not a curated record.
AUGCUCAUGCGGCAGCGUUCUCAGCACCAGCUGCCGGAAACCCUACAUCACUUCGAAGAGCAGCAGCAGCAGCAGCAGCAGCAGCAGCGGGUCUUCAUGAUGCAGCAGCAACCGCUGCACGAAGCCCCAGCGCUUCCCAUAGUUAGCUGCGCCCAGCCACCAACUGUUGCUGCUCUGAGUGAGGGAGGGGCGUACUUCUGCUCUCGAGACUCUUCCCUUGUGGACUGCCUUGAAUCCAGGCGCUCUACGACGCAGCUGCAGAGCGUCCCCCUUGUUUCAUCUGAGAGGCCUCAAGGGCUGACGAAGCUGCAGCAGCAGCAGCAGCAGCAGCAGCUGCUGCUGCUGCAACAGCAGCUGUGCCCGGGAGCUCGCCUUUCGCGGAGCCACAGCUACUGCAGCACGGCGCAGCAGGAGGGAGAGCCAGCAGCAGCAGCAACAGCAGCAGCAACAGCAGCAACAGCAGCGCUGCCGGAGCUCGAAACGCAGCUCGGCGCUGCUGUUGCCGUCCCCAGCAGCAGCAGCAGCAGCAGCAGCAGCAGCAGCAGCAGCAGCAGCAGCAGCAGCAGCAACCGCAACCGCAGCAGCAGCUGCCCAUCCCUUCUUACACGGCUGCGGGCACGGAGACAUCUUGCUGCUGCAACACAGGGGCUGCUGCCGCGGCUGGCGUCUCUCAGCAGCAGCAGCAGCAGCAGCAGCAACGGCAGACGCAACAGCACCCCGUCUCUGCUGCAGGUGCCUAUACAGCCGAGCGCCUCCCCGCAGCAGCAGCAGCAGCAGCAGCAGCAGCUGCAGUGGCAGCUACGGGAGCUGCAGCGGCUGGAGGAGGACGAUGUGGAAAGGCAACUGAGGCAGCAGCAGCAGCAGCAGCAGAAGCCGCAGCAGCAGCAGCAGCGGAAGGGCCGCUUCUCUUCUUGCAUGGCUUCUGCUUCCUUGAGAGCUUUGCUGCUGAAGUGCGGCAGCAUUGCCUGCGUGCUGCCGGAGGAUGACGAGGAGGAGCAGCGGCAGUGGGUGCUGCAGCUGCAGCAGCAGCAGCUGCAGCAGCAGCUGCAGCAGCAGCUGCAGCAGCGGCUGCAGCAGCAGCUCCAGCACCAGCAGCAGCACAGGAAGCAGCACCGCUCCCACUCCAGACCCUGCUGCACCCCGCAGCGAGAAAGGCAACACCGACAGACCCGGCUGCUGCAGCAGCAGCAGCAGCAGCAGCAGCAGCAGCAGCAGCAGUGCUGGGACCUCCCGCACCAACCCGACAGCGUACCUACACCGUGCAGCUCUAAUUUGCAGCUGGAGCAGCAGGUGCAGCAGCAGCAGCAGCAGCAGCAGCUGCUGCAACCGGAGCAGCAGCAACCCCACAGACGCAGCAGAAGCGCAGGCCACCCACACAGUCCUAGAUAUGAGCGGGCUGCAGCAGCAGCAGCUGCAGCAGCAGCAGCUGCAGCAGCAGGAGCUGCAGCUGAAACAGCAGCUGAGGCAGCAGUGGCAGCAGCAAGAGCAGCAGCUGCGACAGCAGCAGCAGCAGCACCUUCGCAAAAAGCCGAGGCGGCAGGGUCGCUGCUGCGGCCGGGGAGCCACUAG